Molecule: messenger RNA, 2080 nt
Organism: Pteropus alecto (black flying fox)
Lineage: Eukaryota; Metazoa; Chordata; Mammalia; Chiroptera; Pteropodidae
Gene: PLEKHB1
Product: pleckstrin homology domain containing B1
Exons: 7
Coding region: 335-904 (189 amino acids)
Biological process (GO): regulation of cell differentiation
Cellular component (GO): membrane
Source: RefSeq, a predicted model, not a curated record
ACAGGGCUGCUACCCAGGAGUAGGCUUCGUACUGCCAGGCUCCAGUGCUGAGCUGCAGACUACACGUCCCAGAAGGCCUUGUGACAGUACAUCUCUCCACGCCCCGCCCCCUCCCAGAGGGGUGAGGCAGGGCCAGAGGGCGGGGCCCAGCGGCUGUGAGUCCCGGGACGCAGUCUGGGGAGUGAAAAGCCCCAGGCGCUCUGGGGCGUACAAAGCGCAGGCGCAGCGGGUUGGGUGGCAGCAGCAUCAAGUAGCGGCCGUUUUGGCAGCAGCAUCCCGCAACAGGUGUAGACAGGUCCCGCCUGACUCCAUCCUGGAAAGUCCUUUUGAAGAAAUGGCCCUGGUGAGGGGCGGCUGGCUGUGGAGACAGAGCUCUAUCCUCCGCCGCUGGAAGCGGAACUGGUUCGCCCUGUGGUUGGAUGGGACCCUGGGCUACUACCACGACGAGACUGCACAGGACGAGGAGGACCGCGUGCUUAUCCGCUUCAAUGUUCGCAACAUAAAGAUUGGCCAAGAAUGCCAAGAUGUACAGCCCCCAGAGGGCCGGAGCCGAGAUGGCCUGCUGACCGUGACCCUACGGGAGGGCUCCCGCCUGCAUCUGUGUGCAGAGACCCAGGAUGAUGCUAUAGCAUGGAAGACGGCGCUGUUGGAGGCGAACUCCACCCCGGUGCGUGUCUACAGCCCGUACCAGGACUUCUAUGAGGUGGUGUCACCCAACGCACACGAGGCCACAUAUGUCCGCAGCUACUACGGACCGCCCUAUGCAGGCCCCGGCGUGACGCACGUGAUAGUGCGAGAAGAUCCCUGCUACAGCGCGGGCGCCCCGCUGGCCAUGGGCAUGCUCGCGGGGGCCGCCACUGGUGCGGCGCUUGGCUCGCUCAUGUGGUCGCCCUGCUGGUUCUGAGCCCUAAGACUUGGCGCGUGGACCCUGCGCAUAGAACAGACCCCUUUUUCUCCUUGACCGCUACCCUCCAACAUUCAAGCCCUGCCCAACUUUUGCACCUUCCUCUCCAUUAGCUCCUUCUGAGCUUGGAUUAUACCUCCUACUCACCCUCACUCCCAACAUCGCAAGCUAUUAUCCCAGGCACAAAUGCAACUCAAAAUCCUUGCAUAUACCGUCAGACAGCCCAGGUAUCCGUCACAGACAUAGAUAUGUUUCCCUCAAACACAUCAAGACACAGAAAACACAACUCAUGUGGCUUCAAGUUCUCAAGGUGCUGGAGACACAUGAUUUAGGUUCUUCCCUGGUGGCUCCAGGCCUGGUGGGGAAGAGUAAACUCUUGACAAGGUGGAGUUGUCAAUCCUUUGGCAGUAUGAGGGCAGAGUGAGAAAGGUAGGUUAGGAGUAAGAUUGCUGGCUGGAGUGCAGAGCCCUAAACAUCAUGGUACGUCCAAGGAAUUAAAGGGGAGUUCACUUGGGCUGGGGUGGAAGCAGGGGUCAGAUCAUGGUGCCCCUCCAGGCUAAGAAGCUUGCUGGGUAAGAGGUAGAUGAGUUUUUUUGGAGGGCAGUUUCAUGAUUGCAUGUAUAAUGAAUAUUUUGCUGUUUUGUUAAUACUGACCCAAACUCAAAACAUUCCCUGAGUUUAGCCCAUCCUUCCCACUACCAGCCUACUGAUCCCCUAUUCCUUCAGUGGUCAGAAAUCACCUAAUUCCCAUGUCAGGGUGCCUGGGGCAGCAACUGAGCUGAACCUGGGGUCCCCUUAAUUAGGGAGAUGAGAUGUUUGGGACUCUAGGAUGGUGCCUCCACCUGGAAAUGCACUUCUGCUCCCCAGAAGCUGGGUACUCUGUCCCUAGCUGUGGCCAACACCAUGUCAGGCUCUGUCUUUUCCUUCACUCUGGGGGAGAUGGGUUUUUAUUCCUGGGGCUCAAUCUACUUUUGUCUCAGCCCAGGAGGCCCCACAUAGCCUCCCUGCAGGCCCAGCAGUCUCUCCAUUUGGUCUCUUUCUAGUCUCCUCCCCCAUACUGUCCCAGUCACCAUAGAAAUGCAAACAUCCCUGCCAGAAUAGCCUGCUAAAGUUCCCCUGUAGAUAGGGGCUCCAGUGGCCCUGUUACAGAGACUAAUAAAGGUGUGGUUGGCUCUG